Trifolium pratense (red clover) is the source of this 956-nucleotide messenger RNA. RefSeq lists its product as uncharacterized. The record is from RefSeq and is a predicted model, not a curated record. Bases 54 to 908 code for a protein of 284 amino acids. Lineage: Eukaryota; Viridiplantae; Streptophyta; Magnoliopsida; Fabales; Fabaceae. The transcript has a single exon. Gene Ontology annotation, biological process: root development; shoot system development.
CCUUGUAUUAGUUCAUCUUUCUAAAGCAAACAACAAAACCAAAAAAAAAAAAAAUGGAAACAAUUUCUAUGUUACCAUCAACUCAUCAACCAUUAAGGUCAAUUAGUUUACCAACAAGAAUUCAUCCAUCUUCACAAAGAGUUGAAGCAUUAUUAAACCAUCUCAAACCACAAUCUUCAUCUCAAUCUCUUUCAAGAACAAUUUGUUUUGAGGCAGAGACAAUACAAAGUGAUUUAGUUGUUCUUGCUGAAUUAUACAAUUGCAUGGAAGAACUCUUCCAUUCUCAACAAACAAAACAAGCUCUUUUGCAUUAUCAAAACGGGAAACUAGUUGAAGAUUCAUUACUUGGUUCAGUCACACUUUUAGAUGCAUGUGGUUCAUCAAGGGAAUUACUCUUGAAUCUUAAACAACAUGUUCAAACACUUCAAUCGGCUAUACGUAGAAGACGAGGAAAUUCAACAUCAACCAUUGAAAGAACUAUUCAUGAAUAUGAUUGCUUUAGAAAGAAGGCAAAGAAGGAAAUUUCAAAGCAACUUUGUGAAAUGAAGAAAAUGGAAAACAAAGUUAAGGUUUUUUCUAUAAUGGGUCAAGAUCAAAAUUUAAUAUUUUUAGCUAAAAUUUUAAGAGAAGCAAAUAUCAUUACAAUAUCUAUAUUUAGAUCACUUUUGCUAUUCAUAUCAAUGCCAAGACUUAAACCAACAAAAGGGUCAUCAUCAUUGAUCUCAAAGCUUAAUCCAACUAGAUUAUUUUCUUCUGAGAAUGAAGAGAAGAACACUGAUUUUGCAUCACUCUUGAGAGUGUUGGAGACAUUGAAUGUUGGUGUUUGUGGUCUUGAAGGUGGAUUGGAUUGUAUUUUUAGAUGUUUGGUACAAAAUAGAGUGUCAUUUCUUAAUAUGCUUGCUCAUUAAUUAGAAGAGUGAAGUAUAUAAAUUGAUGAUCAAUAUUGUAAAUGUUAA